UGUGUUGCUCUCUCCGAUGGCGUGAAUGCCGCCAUGUAAAUUGGCCUGCUUUUGAGAUGAGGGGAUCUAAACGCCAACGUGCUCAACUGGCCAAGGAGGGUUGCCCGACGCGUGACGCGCGCGCGCGCGCUUGGCUGUCAAAUGGCAACACGCUGCUAUCGCGAGCGCAACUCCUCCCAGCUGAGCUGACAGCACAAGCCCACUCGUCUCCGUUCCCAGCGCGAUGGUGUCGUGGAUCAUCUCCAGACUCGUUGUGCUCGUGUUUGGGACGUUGUACCCUGCGUACUCCUCCUACAAAGCUGUGAAGUCGAAGGAUGUGAGAGAAUAUGUGAAAUGGAUGAUGUACUGGAUUAUAUUCGCUCUCUUCACCGCAGCAGAAGUCCUCACUGAUAUCUUCCUCUACUGGGUGCCCUUCUAUUAUGAGCUGAAGAUUGCCUUCGUGGUGUGGCUCCUCUCCCCCUACACCAAGGGCUCCAGCGUGCUCUACCGCAAGUUCGUCCACCCCACACUCUCCUCCAAAGAGAAGGAUAUUGAUGAGUACCUGAACCAGGCCAAGGACAAGAGCUAUGACACGCUGGUGCAUUAUGGGAGAAAAGGACUGAAUGUGGCCGCCACAGCAGCUGUAGCGGCCGCCUCAAAGGGUCAGGGCGUUCUGUCGGACCGGCUGCGGAGCUUCAGUAUGCAUGACAUCGCCGCCCUGCAGGCCGAGGGGGGAACAGCACUUCCCUCCAGCACGACUCAGGCAGGCCCCGGCCAAUCACGCGCACGCGCCAUGAUGCGCAGCAAAUCAGAAUCCAGCUACAGCAAGGGCCAGGAGUUUGACGGUGUUGACUUUGAGCUCCUGAGCUUGGAUCAGUGUGACCCUGUAGAGCCACCGUCCCCCCCGAGCCCCACCCUCCCCUCGCCGACUCCUCCCUCCACGCCCACGCCUGCCGCUCAGCCCCUCCCCCCCGAGUUGCCGGGGGAGACGACCUCUGACCCGGACGUCCCCUCUGACCCCGCCCACCUCCGGCAGGUGAAGAGACGCGCUCCCGAGCCUCCUCCUAGGUCGCAGCGUCCGGUCACCAGGUCGCGGUCGAAGAGCUCCCUCUCAGGAAGUGAGGUCAUGUGAUCCUGACUCCGCCCCUCGGCUGUCCUCUCUGAGCUCUCGACCAAUCAUGCCUCCAGACAAGCGCAGCCGUGGCAACCAAAGUGAUGCGAAAACACAAGCGCAGCCUUGGCAACCAAAGUGAUGCGAAAACACCUUUGACCUUUGACCUCUGUAGGCAGGGGUCAAGGGUCAGCGUGCAGCGAGCCCUUUGCUCCAGUCGAGCACCUCUUCUCUUGCAUCCGUAUGGAUUGUGUACAUAUUGAGUGAGUGUAUACGGUGUGUGUGAGGAGUGGAGAGUGUGUGUGAGUGUAUCACUGACUGCUGUCUGUGGGGUCUGCUCAGGGGCGGGGCUUGUCUAAGGGGCGGGGCUUGUAUAUG
This is a messenger RNA of Sardina pilchardus (European sardine), 1468 nucleotides long. It is a transcript of the gene reep1, whose product is annotated as receptor accessory protein 1. Gene Ontology annotation, molecular function: microtubule binding. The record is from RefSeq and is a predicted model, not a curated record. Lineage: Eukaryota; Metazoa; Chordata; Actinopteri; Clupeiformes; Clupeidae. The coding region runs from base 224 to 1111 and encodes 295 amino acids. Gene Ontology annotation, cellular component: endoplasmic reticulum membrane; cytoplasmic microtubule. The transcript is spliced from 8 exons.